Messenger RNA from Penicillium odoratum, 630 nucleotides. RefSeq lists its product as uncharacterized. The record is from RefSeq and is a predicted model, not a curated record. NCBI's taxonomy places the organism in Eukaryota, Fungi, Ascomycota, Eurotiomycetes, Eurotiales, Aspergillaceae. The coding region runs from base 1 to 630 and encodes 209 amino acids. The transcript is spliced from 2 exons.
AUGCCUUCUAUUCAAAAUCUUGUCAUUCCAGCAGUGCUCUCGCUUGCUGUCGCUGCAAACGCUCGCUUAAACCUGGGCAACACCUUGCUUGGAAAGCGUCUCGUCACCAACUGCCCUAACGAAUGGAUACCAGUCAACUACAACGGGAACGACAAAUGCUGCCACGGAUCCCUCUCUGUGGAAGAGGACAACCAGCCCUACUGCUGUGUGAUGGAUUAUGACAAUUACCGCGACGUUGCAAAUGAUGUCCGAUUCUCAGACUGCUUUCCCUUCUGCACUGGCAGCAACUACGGAGGCCCAACUGUGACCUGGAGCGACGAGCCCACCUGCAUCACCCGGGUCCCAUUCACCGCGAACGGAUACUCGAGCAUUGUUUCAGCGGCCGUGUCCUCUGGUCGUUCUUCUUCCUCUACUACCACUACCACUACCGGUCCAGCCACCAAUGAGGCGACCGCGACAUCCACUAGUGAUUACAACGGUGAUAGCCAGGAGGCGACAUCAACAUCGACAUCGACAUCGACAUCGACAUCUACUUUUUCUGAUGAUUCGACGAGGAACGCGGCACCGAUUGCCACUGCCGGUAGCGUUCUCGGUGGCGCUGCCUUUGCUGCUGCUUUGCUUGCACUUUAG